Messenger RNA from Frieseomelitta varia, 1898 nucleotides. Its product is annotated as extracellular serine/threonine protein CG31145-like. The transcript has a single exon. Bases 1419 to 1892 code for a protein of 157 amino acids. The record is from RefSeq and is a predicted model, not a curated record. NCBI's taxonomy places the organism in Eukaryota, Metazoa, Arthropoda, Insecta, Hymenoptera, Apidae.
AGACAUUCGAAGAUAGCGGGUGGAGGCCGCGUGGAGCUCGAACUUCCAGCGUCGGUGAUGAGGAUUCGCGGUUCAGGGCGCGACGGAACGCCGGCAGGAUCAAGCAGAGCUUGAGCGACCGCGUGCAGCCUAGGCCUAGGUUCAAGCUCACUUUUCAAAGAGGGAAGAAGGACGAGGAACGUCCUGAUACUUUCACAGAGAAGGAUGGAACGUUGAACGACACUUGUGACAAAAAGGAACGCCUCGACGAGGAAGUACCGACUCACGGCAAAUUGCACAAGACCGACUCGUUCCUUAGAAGGCUGGUGAGGAACUCGAGGGACAAUAUUACCGAAGGCUGCGAGAGAUUGGUCAGGAACAUUCAAAAGAGUCCCCUUUUGCGGAAGAAGUUCCAAUCCACGGACGACGAUAGACCAGUGCCACCAGUCCGUCGAAAGAAGUACAAGCAACGACCUGUGGACGCUGAUUCCAUCGACAAACGCGCCAACCCCGAGGAAUUUAACAAUAACCGCGUUUCUGUUGUUUCUCCGAGUGCCGAGCUCGUGGAGGAUGAUUUUCUGCUAGUUCGCGAAGCCCCUCAAGGUCACUCGGGUCCCGCCGAGGAGAACGAAGACUCGUCCAAAAGCGUCUCGGUGGAGGACGUGGAGGAUCUGAUUCGAACGGAGGACAAUCUACGGCUGCUGGAACAGCGAGUCCUGAUCAGAAGACGUUUGGAGAAGUCCACGAAGCUUCUGCGCGUUCUUCAACCAGCGAGAUCCUGGAGCGAGGAGAGCCUGGUCCGCGCGAUAGAACAGGUUCAUCGUACAGUCCACGUGGAUUGCUCGCCAGUCGCUCACCGAAGAUACGCCGGCGAACAGUCAAGGUCGGCGGAGUGGCGAGACAAGGUAGAGUCGUGGAAAGCGAAGCGGUCGCCACCGCCGGACGACUGGCAAGUUCAGAGGUCGCCGGGCGGCGAUAACGCGACUGAUAGCCAAGCGAAACCGCCGAGGAGGUUGCAAACACGAGACGGCGUAGUGCACGCGCGGCUCACGUCGCUGGUAAAAUGCAAACUUGCGAAUUUCGCGUGCAGCCGCGGGGACGUGGCGGGGACGAGCGGCCGCGAGCAUACGGAAGAGCAAAGUAAACAGCGGCUAGUGGCCGACAGAGUGGACGAGGAGGCGACUCGUCACCCUUCGACGCCUGCCGACCAACACGGCACACGUGUCUCAUCCUCGGCGAGCGAUGCUAUCGCUGACUCGAGCUUCGUGACGAUUCGCGUGAACCUCGGCGGCGAUGAGGCUGUGAAGACCAGCUCGGUGAUCACGGUCGAUCGAGACGAGGAAGGGAAGUGUCGGGCCAAGUGUCAGGGAAGAUCAGCGAGCAGGAGGAAGGCCAGGUCUGGCGAAGAGCGGAAGGUCCGUGGUUGGAACGAUUGGAAGAUGAAGCUCACCCUCAGGAUGAUUCGCAUACGCGACAAGCUGAUGCUGGGCCUCAGCGCCUUCGCGAUACUGUUCACGAUCCUGUUGGUGAUGGACCUGCAGAUGGAUCUUGGGUACAGCGGCCAUCAUCUGGUACCAAGUCACGGACGCGUUCGCAUCGGCGACGACCCCAACACCGACACGAUUUACAAUAACUUUCGAAGGAGGUUCCUCCAACGGAUGAACGCGAGCAAGGAACAGACGAGCGGCGAUGUGGCCGGUACGACGCAGAGCAGCGGCGGGAAGGACGGCGGGAACGAAGCUAGAGAGUCGAGGACAGAGAAGACCGAGGUGCACGACAGUUUCUCGGAUUUAGUGGAUCUUGUGGUGAAAGGUUAUGGUGUUAGUGUUUACGAGGGAGUGGCUAGGAUCAGCGGUGAGGACCAUACGUACAAUCCUACUCUGGGGGAGUUGAAGAAGAUCAGCCUAAAGUGAGUCGAU